Molecule: messenger RNA, 1077 nt
Organism: Leptonychotes weddellii (Weddell seal)
Lineage: Eukaryota; Metazoa; Chordata; Mammalia; Carnivora; Phocidae
Source: RefSeq, a predicted model, not a curated record
CCGCAUCCCUCCGACUGGCCCCUGGUCUCCGGCGGCCGAGCCAUGGCCUGGACGGCGGCGGCGCGGAGCUGCGGGGUUCGCGGCGCGCUCACGGCGCACACAUUCCUGUUCGACAUGCCGCCCGCGCUGCUGGGCGAGCUCUGCGCGGUCCUGGACAGCUGCGACGGCGAGCUGGGCUGGCGCGGCCUCGCGGAGCGACUUUCAAGCACCUGGCUGGAUGUUCGUCACAUUGAAAAAUAUGUAGACCGAGGUAAAAGUGGAACAAGAGAAUUACUUUGGUCCUGGGCACAGAAAAACAAGACCAUCGGGGACCUUUUACAGAUUCUCCAGGAGAUGGGGCAUCAUCGAGCUAUCCAUUUAAUUGUGAACUAUGGAGCAGUCUUGAAUCCUUCAGAGCAGAGUCAUCAGGGAGAUGGAUUUCCAAACAUGUUACCCAAGGAAACAGCUAAUGUCACAGUGGAUAAUGUUCUUAUUCCUGAACGUAAUGAAAAAGGAAUAUUGUUUAAAUCCUCCAUGAGCUUUCAAAACAUCAGAGAUGGAACCAAAAAUUUCCACAACGACUUCCUAAUUGGAGAAGGGGAGAUUUUUGAGGUAUACAGAGCAGAGAUCCGAAACCAAACAUAUGCCAUUAAAUUAUUUAAACAGGAGAAAAAAAUGCAGCAUAAGAAACACUGGAAGAGGUUUUUAUCUGAACUUGAAGUUUUACUACUGUUUCAUCAUCCAAACAUACUGGAGUUGGCUGCCUAUUUUACAGAGAGUGAGAAGUUCUGCCUGGUUUAUCCAUAUAUGAGAAAUGGAUCCCUUUUUGACAGAUUACAGUGUGUAGGUAACACGGCCCCACUCUCUUGGCACAUUCGAAUCAGUGUUUUAAUAGGAACCUCCAAAGCCAUUCAGUACUUGCACAACACGGAGCCAUGCUCGGUCAUCAGCGGCAGUGUAUCAAGGUAAAUUAUCCCAGAGCCUUAGGUUGCACCUGAAAGCCCCUUUCAUCAUCACAGGUGAGUCAGACUUCACCCUAUUUUCUACCUGUAGUUUCCGUGGUAUGUGUGUGUGUUUAAGGAUUAAGAAUUCUCAUCA